Molecule: messenger RNA, 492 nt
Organism: Theileria equi strain WA
Lineage: Eukaryota; Apicomplexa; Aconoidasida; Piroplasmida; Theileriidae
Exons: 2
Coding region: 1-492 (163 amino acids)
Source: RefSeq, a predicted model, not a curated record
AUGGACAUUUUUGCAGAACAAAUCAAUCGCAUCAAGAAACAACUCAAUGAAUCGCAUGAAACGGUCACUCUAACGAAACAGCUGGUCGAAAAAUACCUGGACUCGCUCAACUGGAUCUCUACACGCAUGCCGUGGAGCGACGCCUUGUUCUGGAACGAUGAUUCCGUCACACUUGACCUUGACGAGAAGGAGGAGCAGCCUCCACUAGAGGAAAAAGUACAGGAAUGCGCAAAUGACGCCAAUGGUACACUGGAUGGUACGUUUUACACGCCAUGCACAAAUUGGAUAGGCGCCGUGAAUGCGUUUUCGAGGGAAACGGCACACGGACUCGCUAAUCUCCUGACCGAGAUUAAAGGAACGCGCACCAAGACAAGUCUCCUCUCGAAGGUAAUCACGGAACAGAGCAAGAGUCUGGAGCAAAUCAGUUCAUCUGCACAGGCGCUCCAGGAACGCAUUGUAAACGUAAACAACAUGUUGAACUCUAAAAGUUAA